AUUCGCUUUAAUCCCUCAAGCAGGCGCAGCAUCAAACUUCAAGUAGCUUUCAGAAUGACACAAAACCCAGCUGUGCAGAAGAAAAUUUCAGUGCUGAACCAACACAAUGAGAAACUAGCCGGAGUGUUGCAUGAUACUGGAUCUAUGGAGAUCGUGGUCUUGUGUCAUGGAUUUAGAUCGUCAAAGAUCUAGUUGAUCAAUGCCCUUGGCUAGGCACAUUGGGUUAUACCACUCAAGCACCAGAAUUUGGCUAGUGCUCAACCUCAUGAAGAUUGAGCAGCAUCGGGUCAUACAAGUACAAAUAUGAGCAGCAUCUAGUAAUACAAGUACAAGUUUGAGACUAUUUGUGUCAAUAUAAUGACUUCAACACUAUGGUGAACCUUGCUGUUGCCCUGGAGAAAGAAGGAAUCAGUGUAUUUCGCUUUGAUUUCCCUGGAAAUGGUGAAAGUGAAGGUUCAUUUCAGUAUGGUAACUACUGUAGAGAGGCGGAUGACUUGCAUUCUGUGGUUGAAUAUUUCAAAGGAGCAAACCGCAAAGUAACAGCAGUCCUUGGACAUAGUAAAGGAGGGGAUGUUGUGCUUCUAUAUGCUUCUAAGUAUCAUGAUGUUCACACAGUCAUCAAUUUGUCAGGCCGUUAUAAUCUUGAGAAAGGCAUAGCAGAGCGCUUGGGGAAGGACUUUCUGGAAAUAAUCAAGAAGGAAAGCUUCAUUGAUGUUAAAAAUAGAGCAGGAAAUGUUGAUUACCGUGUUACCGAGGAAAGUUUAAUGGAUCGACUUAAUACAAACAUGCAUGAUGCAUGCCUUCAAAUUGACAAAGGAUGCAGGGUAUUGACAGUUCAUGGGUCUGCGGAUGAAAUUAUUCCAGUGGAGGAUGCGUUAGAGUUUGAUGAAAUCAUACCGAACCACAAAUUGCAUAUCAUCGAAGGAGCCAAUCAUUGCUAUACAUCACACCAAGCUGAGUUAAUGCCUGUGAUCUUGCCAUUCAUAAAGGAAGGUCUGCAACACUGAGAAACAGAACUAAGACACCAGAUAGGUGCUUUGGAAUGCUACUAUUGUUGAAAUUCUGGGUUUAGGUGACCAUGGGAACAGUCUGUUACAAUCUAACUUGUGCAAAUGAAACUACAGGCAGGGUUUUUGCUGAAUUUGUCUGUGUAAUUCAGAAUUUGUUUCGCCUCACUACCAGGGGAUUGAUUCUUCAUACUAGAUGUUGAACUUCAGUAUGAGAUGAACAUCUGUUGCACUUCAAUGACAUUUGGAUUUGUAUCUUGAGCUUGUAAAAUAAAGCAUUGCAGAACUGCAGACCCCCACAUUUUACCUUAUCUAUGUUCACUAUUUCUCAUGUAUAACAAUACUACUUGUUUCACUUUUUA
Messenger RNA from Solanum lycopersicum (tomato), 1369 nucleotides. Lineage: Eukaryota; Viridiplantae; Streptophyta; Magnoliopsida; Solanales; Solanaceae. The record is from RefSeq and is a predicted model, not a curated record.